GGCAACACAGUCCUACUGUUUUUGACACGCCUUCGUGACUUCUUUUUGUGUAUUUUUCUGAUUUUUACCUGUUUAUUUGUUCUGAUUCCAAGUUACGUGUGUGAAAUUUUGUGUAUAACUCUCUAAUUCGUGCAGUACAUUGUGUUAUUUAGCGUGUUCUCUUCAAAAUACCUACAAAUCUAAGAAUUACGUCAAGCAUGGCCACUCUAACAGACCCGUACGGCACAACAGGCCAGCUGGCGCUCAAGUGGGACCCCAAGAACCUGGAGAUCCGCACCAUGUCCGUGGAGCGGACGCUGGAGCCGCUCGUGCUGCAGGUCACCACCCUCGUCAACAGCAAGGACAAGUCUGCCAAAAAGAAGAGACCGGGCAAGUCCAAGCGUGCCAGUGCGUUGGUGGCAACUGUGGAGCGCGCUACGGAGAUCUUCAUAGAGAGGGGGCAGACCAUUGCGUAUGAGAACCCGGAGAUCACUCAAGAGAUGCUGGCUGCUGUGGAAGAGGUCAGGAAGGCUGGAGCAGCGAUGAGCCUGGCGGCGCGGGAGUUCUCCGAGGAGCCCUGCGCGUCCACGGUGCGCUCCAGCAUGGUCCGGGCGGCGCGCGGGCUGCUGUCAGCGGUCACUCGCCUGCUGAUCCUGGCUGACAUGGUGGAUGUCCAUCUUCUGCUGUCCAACCUGCGCACUGUGGAAAACGACCUGGACAAGCUGAAGUCAGCAUCAUCACAGUCGGAGCUGCUGGAGUCGGCGCGCCAGUUCGGCAGGUCCGCCAACGAGCUCGCCGCUCAAGCGGCCAGGCGGCAGCUAGAGCUGAAGGAGCCGCGGAUGAAGGACGAGCUGGCUGCGGCCAGGGCUGUGCUGAAGAAGCACUCCACCAUGCUGCUGACGGCUUCCAAGGUAUACGUCCGUCACCCAGAGUUGGCUGCGGCCAAGGCCAACCGCGACUUUGUUCUGCGCGCCGUGUGCUCCGCCGUCGACACCAUCUCUGCAGUCGCCCAGGGACGACCCCUGCCACCCUCAGGCAACAACCGCGUGCCGGUGGAAGGGCCUGGCGAGCUGGCGCAGGCGCUGGACGACUUCGACGAGCGCAUGGUAAUGGAACCAUUGGCGUACUCCGAACUGCGCACUCGGCCGUCGCUGGAGGAACGCCUAGAGUCCAUCAUAUCUGGCGCAGCUCUCAUGGCCGACAGCUCUUGCACCAGGGACGAGCGUCGCGAGCGCAUCGUGGCGGAGUGCAACGCGGUGCGACAGGCGCUGCAGGACCUGCUGCACGAGUAUAUGACCAAUGCCGGGCGCUCGGAGCAGUCGGAAGGGCUGGAGCGUGCGCUGGAGCAGAUGUGUCGCAAGACGAGGGACCUGCGGCGCCAGCUGCGGAAGGCCGUGGUGGACCAUGUCUCCGACAGUUUCCUGGAAACCAACGUACCACUUCUGGUGCUGUUGGAGGCGGCUCGCAGCGGCAACGAGAAAGAGGUGGAGGAGUAUGCUAUCGUGUUCACGGAGCACGCCAACAAGCUGGUCGAGGUCGCCAAUCUGGUGUGCUCGAUGUCCAACAAUGAAGACGGAGUGAAGAUGGUUCGACAUGCAGCCGGACAGAUUGAGGCUCUGUGCCCACAGGUGAUCAACGCGGCGCGCGUGCUGGCGGCGCGCAGCCGCUCGCGCGUGGCGCAGGAGAACGCGUCCGCGUUCGCGCGCGCCUGGGAGGCCGCCGUGAGGCUGCUCACCGAUGCUGUGGACGACAUCACCACUAUUGACGACUUUCUGGCUGUCAGCGAGAAUCACAUCCUGGAGGACGUGAACAAGUGCGUGGUGGCGCUGCAAGAGGGAGACCCGGACUCGCUGGAGAGGACCGCCGGCGCCAUCCGCGGGAGAGCCUCUAGGGUGUGCUCGGUAGUCACUCAAGAGAUGGACAACUACGAGCCUUGCAUCUACACCAAGCGCGUGCUGGAGGCAGUCACCGUGCUGCGCGACCAGGUGAUGUCGAAGUUCGCGGUCCGAGUGGAUGCUGCGGUGUCGGCGCUGGGCGGCGGCGCGGGCGCAGGCCUGGACGAGAACGACUUCAUAGACGCGUCGCGCCUUGUCUAUGACGCCGUGAGGGAGAUCCGCCGUGCCGUGCUCAUGAACAGAACGAGCGACGACCUCGACACGGACACGGAGUUCGAGCCCGUCGAGGACAUGACCAUGGAGACCAGGAGCCGAUCGAGCGCGCACACCGGCGAGCACGGGGUGGACGAGUACCCUGACAUCAGCGGCAUCACCAACGCUAGGGAAGCCAUGCGCAAAAUGACGGAGGAGGACAAGCGCAAGAUCCUGCAGCAGGUGGAGCUGUUCCGGCGGGAGAAGAUGACCUUCGACAACGAGGUGGCCAAGUGGGACGACGCGGGCAACGACAUCAUCAUGCUGGCCAAGCACAUGUGCAUGAUCAUGCUGGAGAUGACGGACUUCACCCGAGGCCGCGGACCGCUGAAGACCACGAUGGACGUCAUCAACGCGGCCAAAAAGAUCUCCGAGGCGGGCACCAAGCUCGACAAGUUGACCAGGGAGAUUGCGGAACAGUGCCCGGAGUCGUCGACGAAGCAAGACCUGCUGGCGUACCUGCAGCGCAUCGCGCUGUACUGCCACCAGAUACAGAUCACCAGCAAGGUCAAAGCCGACGUGCAGAACAUCUCCGGAGAGCUCAUCGUUAGCGGGUUGGACAGCGCCACGUCUCUGAUCCAAGCCGCCAAGAACUUGAUGAACGCCGUGGUGCUGACGGUCAAGGCGUCCUACGUGGCGUCCACCAAGUACACGCGCCAGGGCACCAUCGCUUCGCCGAUAGUCGUGUGGCGCAUGAAGGCGCCGGAGAAGAAGCCCCUCAUCCGGCCGGAGAAGCCGGAGGAGGUCCGCGCGAAGGUCCGGCGCGGCAGUCAGAAGAAGCAGCCCAGUCCGGUGCACGCGCUCGCCGAGUUCCAGAGCCCCGCUGAGAGCGUGUGAUGCAGCAUAACAGACGGGCAAACAUAACUCUAUUUAUAUUAAUAUUAUAAAAUAUUUCAAAAAAAAAACUAAAUUAGCUCACUUAAAUUC
Messenger RNA from Maniola jurtina (meadow brown), 3053 nucleotides. RefSeq names its product catenin alpha (gene alpha-Cat). The coding region runs from base 198 to 2963 and encodes 921 amino acids. Gene Ontology annotation, biological process: cell migration; cell-cell adhesion. NCBI's taxonomy places the organism in Eukaryota, Metazoa, Arthropoda, Insecta, Lepidoptera, Nymphalidae. Gene Ontology annotation, molecular function: actin filament binding; beta-catenin binding; cadherin binding. The record is from RefSeq and is a predicted model, not a curated record. Gene Ontology annotation, cellular component: catenin complex; adherens junction. The transcript is spliced from 24 exons.